Bombyx mandarina (wild silkworm) is the source of this 1449-nucleotide messenger RNA. RefSeq names its product zinc carboxypeptidase-like. Lineage: Eukaryota; Metazoa; Arthropoda; Insecta; Lepidoptera; Bombycidae. The record is from RefSeq and is a predicted model, not a curated record. Gene Ontology annotation, biological process: proteolysis. Gene Ontology annotation, molecular function: zinc ion binding; metallocarboxypeptidase activity.
AUGCGUUUUUUAUUUAAUUUUAGUUUUCUUUUACUCGCCCCAGUCGUUUUGAGUGAAAAGUUUAGAUUCGAUAAUUAUACUUUAUUCAAAGUUCUACCAGAAAAUGAACGACAGAUCGAAAUACUACAGAACCUUCAAGAUAACGAUUUAAGAUUCGAUUUCUGGUCAAGUCCUGGUAUCAAAGCCGAAUUCGUGAAUAUCAUGAGCAAACCUGAGAACAAAAUUGAUUUGGAUAAUUUUCUAAAGAGCAAUGGAAUUAAUUAUGAGAUUGUCAUGUCCAAUAUUCAAGAGGCUAUUGAUAAAGAGACAGUUAGCCCUUACACAAGAGGACGCACACCGAGCAUGCGAUUUGAUACUUACUACAAUUUAGAAGGAAUCAAUGCCUGGAUCAAUGAUUUAGUCCGAACUUAUUCGGAAGUGACGAAAUUAGUUGGAGGCGUCAGUUACGAGGGUCGAGAAAUCGAAGGUUUCAGAAUAUCUCACGGCAGCGGUAGAAAGAUUAUAUUCUUGGAAGGGGGCCUACAUGCCAGAGAAUGGAUAUCGCCAGCUACCGUCUGCUUCAUUGCUAAUGAGCUACUUACCAGUACUAACCCAGAGACGAGAGCAGCUGCUCGUGAUUUUGACUGGUAUAUCUUUCCAGUGACCAAUCCUGAUGGCUAUGUAUGGAGUCAUACUAAUUUCCGUAUGUGGCGUAAGAACAGGCGUCCUAUCGGCAACUUCUUCGGUGUCGAUUUGAACAGAAAUUGGAACAGCAAUUGGCUCGUCAGUGGAGCCAGCACCAAUCCAGCUACUGACACCUACGCCGGUCCAGGACCGUUUUCUGAACCCGAGAGCAGAUCAUUAUCGACGUAUUUGAGGAGCCUUGGAGACAGAAUCGAUAUGUAUCUCUCUUUCCAUUCGUUUGGAGAACUUCUUCUGAUUCCGUUCGGAAACUCAACAGCUCCGUACGCCAAUUACCACGACGCAAUAAACAUCGGAAGACGCGCCAUGGGAGCUUUGUCUGUCAGAUUUGGAACUCUCUACAGGACCGGGAAUAUAGCUGAGGCGAUCUACCUCGCUACUGGAGGUAGCAUUGAUUGGGUUAAAGAGGACUUAAACGUUCCACUCGUGUACUGUUACGAGUCUCGCGAUAGAGGCCAAUACGGUUUCCUGCUGCCGCCAGAGCAGAUUCUGCCCAAUAGUCAAGAAACAAUGGAUUCUGUGCUGGAAUUAAUCCAUCAGGGCAGAAGAUUUGGGUACUUAAACAACAGCGGAAGAACACUGUCUCCACUACUUUGGGUGAUGAUCGUAGCAUUGGCCAAAUUGCUAUGGCCUAUCGACGAACCACCGCUCCACGGUGUCCGCACCACAACGCUGAACCACCGCCGCACCACCGCCAUUUGGCGGAAAAUUCCGCCGCACGCUUCGAAAGAAAUCUCCCAGCACCGCCGCACCACAGCCGAAGCAUAG